Messenger RNA from Erigeron canadensis, 1170 nucleotides. RefSeq names its product zinc finger protein ZAT5-like. The record is from RefSeq and is a predicted model, not a curated record. Lineage: Eukaryota; Viridiplantae; Streptophyta; Magnoliopsida; Asterales; Asteraceae. The coding region runs from base 1 to 1146 and encodes 381 amino acids. The transcript has a single exon.
AUGGAGGCUGCCGUAGAACAAACCACUACAAUGAUAACGGUCACCGGCGAGGCCGCUGAUGGCGGUGUGCCUGUUGAUUAUAAUGGUGAUCAUGAUAGUGGUCCGGGUCCUAAAGACAUUACCAACAAUAUUGUGGCUAAAGGCAAACGUACCAAACGUCAAAGGCCACAAUCUCCGAUUCUUUUCACAUUUUCAUCAUCCAACAAUAUUGAUAAUAAUGAUUUAACGUAUUAUUCCCCGGUGUCUUCAUCUGGUUUUCCUGAUGGUAGCACCACAACGGAAGAUGAAGACACCGCGGAAUCCUUGAUCCUUCUCUCAAAAGGCCAUUCAUUAGACCUUUUUACAUCGAAAAGAAACAAAGAUGAUAAUUAUGAUGGAGGAGUUACCAAGUUUAAUAGCAAAAAAUACAUAGAGUCUCCUUCAAGCGGCGGAGUUUAUGUUUACGAGUGCAAGACAUGUAGCCGGACCUUUCCUUCGUUUCAAGCUCUUGGAGGCCAUCGAGCCAGCCACAGAAAACCUAAAAAUAAUGACGUCGACAUAAGAAGACCGCAACCAUACAAGAUGGUUAUUGACAACAACAACAAUGAGCCACCACCACCACCAUUACAAUUUGAAUUCCCAUCAAGGAAUAACAAUUAUACAUCUAUGACAAAUUAUCCCCAUUCUCAAUUAAAUAACCGUGUUUCUUCGUUCAUUGGAAACACGAUAAAAUCGUCGUCCAAGCUUCAUGAAUGCUCGAUUUGUGGUACCGAAUUCAAUUCAGGGCAAGCAUUGGGUGGUCAUAUGAGGAGACAUAGGGUAGCUAAUGGCGGAAAUAGGGGAAAGAACAUCAACAACACUACAACCAUCAACAACAACAUUAACAAAAGCACAAACAAUACUAUGUUGUCAUUGAUCCCAUUUGGUAUGGUUACAAAUGCGGAGGUCUAUGAUUUAAAUUCGAAAAAUGGUGAUGAUGCAUUAUGUCUAGGUUUGGAUCUUAACCUUCCUGCACCACGAGAAACCACCGUAGCGGCCGAUAGUGACCUUCAACAACAACAGACCGUCUUUGCAUUGCCACCACCGACAAUGGAGAAUAACGAGAAGGAAGAACAACCGGUUGUUCAAUUGUCCACCACCCCAACAUUGGUGGAUUGUCACUACUAAAGGGAAAUGUAUAGCAUUCACCAA